UACGGACGAGGCCAUGCGCUGAAUGAAUAUGACGUUGCUACGUUUCGUCAGAUUUUUGGCGCUGAAGUUGGAGCGCUGCUGUAUUAUCAUGUAAACAACAAGCUAUCCGUAUCAAGAAAAGCAACUGGUCCAAUUUCCGGAAAUGAGACUAUAGAAGCAAAGAAAGACCUAUUUGGGUUACCGCCAGGAGGUAAGUCUAUAGUCAUUUUGUCCUCAUGUUGUAUACUUCGACUUAGAGAGAAAUAA
Molecule: messenger RNA, 246 nt
Organism: Trichoderma harzianum CBS 226.95
Lineage: Eukaryota; Fungi; Ascomycota; Sordariomycetes; Hypocreales; Hypocreaceae
Exons: 1
Source: RefSeq, a predicted model, not a curated record